Molecule: messenger RNA, 3735 nt
Organism: Monodelphis domestica (gray short-tailed opossum)
Lineage: Eukaryota; Metazoa; Chordata; Mammalia; Didelphimorphia; Didelphidae
Gene: PGPEP1
Product: pyroglutamyl-peptidase I
Biological process (GO): proteolysis
Cellular component (GO): cytosol
Molecular function (GO): pyroglutamyl-peptidase activity
Source: RefSeq, a predicted model, not a curated record
GGCGGGGACAGGGCGGGGGCGGGUCUGUGGGUUAAGACAAGACCGCAGCCCGGCGCAGACAGCUACAGCAGCUGGCGGGGUUGGUGGCGGCAGAGUUGGCGACUGUAGCGAGUGUCCGCGAUGGAACAGCCCAGGAAGGCGGUGGUGGUGACGGGAUUUGGCCCCUUUGGAGAGCACACAGUUAAUGCCAGCUGGAUUGCUGUUCAGGAGCUGGAGAAACUGGGCCUGGGAGACAGUGUUGACCUUCAUGUGUAUGAAAUUCCUGUGGAAUACCAAACAGUCCAGAGGCUCAUACCUGCUCUGUGGGAAAAACACAGCCCUCAGCUGGUAGUCCAUGUAGGGGUGUCUGGCAUGGCAACUACAGUUACCUUGGAAAAAUGUGGCCACAACAACGGAUACAAAGGGCUGGACAACUGCCUUUUCUGUCCUGGCUCCCACUGCUGCGUAGAGGAUGGGCCAGAAUAUAUUGACUCCAUCAUUGACAUGGAUGCUGUCUGCAAGAAAGUGACCACCCUGGGUCUGGAUGUCACAGUGACCAUAUCCCAGGAUGCCGGCAGGUACCUGUGCGAUUUCACUUACUACACCUCCUUAUACCAGAGCCACGGCCGGUCCGCCUUCGUGCACGUCCCUCCGCUCGGGAAACCCUAUAACGCAGACCAGUUGGGCAGAGCCCUGCAAGUCAUCAUCGAGGAGAUGCUGGACAUGCUGGAGCAUUCGGAAGAGCAGAUCAGCUACGGCGGCCAGCACUGAGCGGGCCGGGCGGAUGCUCACGGUCACCCGGGGGCCGUCCCCUGCUGAGGACUCCAGGUAUGCCGUCCAGCCCUGCCGUGCGGGCCGCGACCUCCACACGCCGGCACACAAACUCGGCUUUGCUCCAUUUCUCUGAUGCUCCCUUGGCACCCGUGAAGGUGAUUCACGAAAAGGGGCAAAGGUUUCUCUUCCUCCUUUCCUUUCCUUUUCCUUUUUGAAAGCCACCUGCAACCGGUUACUCUGUUUCCUGAAGUGGCCAAACUUUCCGCAGAGUCUAUCCAUUAGUCCAGUGGCAUCGGCAGACUCGAUUACAUGCUGGGGUCCAGACGGUCAGGCCUGACAUCUGGAAGCGGAGCGUUUGGUUAAGGGGAAACUGGGGGAUGGCCGCCCCUCGCCUCCCCGUGGUGCCCGGCUGGCCUUCAUCUCAAAGGCCGGCCCAGGCUUUGUGUAAAGUCAAAGAGGGGCCCCCCUGGAGGCCGCUCGGGAGAGCCUGCGUGAAGACGCACGCUGAGUCAUCCAUGAUCCUUUGGGGCUCAGAGUCAAACAUGAGACAGCAAAGGCUUCUUUGGGGUUGCUUUGGGGCUUUCUCCGAAGCUGGGUUUCCGUUUCUUUCCCUCAGCCCCGAAGGUUCAGGCCAGCAAGGUGGCUCUGAGCCCCACUGUUUGUCUGGGGGCCCUUGAGAGGGGCCAGAUCGAUCUUUCCAGCUGCCCAGAGCGUGGAGGGGAGCCUCCCCUUCCCCGCGGCGCCCUCCUUGCCAAUUGCCCCACCUCUGCCCAGAGCAGAGGCUUUGUGUGGCCUGGGAGAAAAGGCUUUGAUUUAUGUGUGCAGGAGCGGGAUGUGUGGCUCCCAAAGCAGAGCCCACCCAGCAGCUCGCCCAGCUCAAGCAAACCAACCAACCCAAAGCUCCAGGGCCUCCGUAGCUGUGUCCUUCGCCUAGCCUUGUGGCCUUCCAGGCCGCCCCAACCGCCCACCUUUGCAGGGCUUCUUUAUGGGCUCUUCUUUUUCUGCUUUGCCCCUCUCUGGACUGAGGGGGGGUCCGUGAUAGGGGCUCUGUUUAAGAACUGCUGAUGACUGCAUUACGUUUGACCCUUUCCAAAGGGGAUUCCCGGCAGCACUAAAACCUAGCAGCCUCCUCCCUCUUCCUUGGAUACACCUCAGACCUGAGGAGGCCUCCAGUGGGGUUGGGGGAAGGGGCUGCGAAGAGACCGGAGGGUAGCAGGAGCCUCUGGGACCCUGGCGGGGGAGGUGGGCCAAGAGAACAGGAAGGGAGCCAAGCAUUGGGCUUUCCAGCUUGCCCCCAUCCACAAAAAGUGGCCUGUGACUGUGGUUGUGCAAUAGCGGGCAGCACACAGCAUGACCAGAGUCCCUGUGGGCCAAAGCGAAACCAGGCAUUGCUGAGCUAUGUUGUACAGACAUAGACAACGUAGAAGCCACGUAGACACAAAAGCCGAGUCCAGCGACUCCUGAAAAUAGCCACAUCUCAGCGGCCUCUGCUCAAGAAUCCCACCUUUUCCUUUCCAAGCCUUUUUCUUUUUCAGAUAAAUAUGAUUUUAUUAUCUAAAUGUGAAAGAUGCCGGAGUUGGACUCAUUGAGAGCCAUCAUAUCAGCAUUUCCCAGCAUCAGAUUCCUUUUUAAACAUAUUUUUUAAUGAAGGAAAAAUGCAAGAUUUUUUUUUUGAGGGCAUGAGCAGUUUCUCUUCUUUUCUCUUCCUUCGGAGACAAUAUGGCUUAGUGCUUGAAGGGCUGCGUUUGCAACCAGGGAGACCUGAGUUCAAAUCCUGCCUCUGACAUUUCCUAGCUAGCUGAGUAACCAAGGGCCAUUGUCUCCUCUAGGAAUGGGGAUAACAAUACCUGUAGUACCUACCUCACAGGGCUGUUGUGAGGCUCUAACGAGAUCAUGGCUGUGAAGGGCUUUGCCAAACUGAAAGUCCUGUAUAAACAUUGAGUUAUUACUUCCUGAGCCGCAGAACCUUUGGAAAACAUACCCAUUCUGAAGGUGGGAUCUCUCUCCAAAAGGAUCAGGGAAUGGGAACAGGAACAGGAAUGGGAGCUUUGUGCUGAGUGGAGCAAGAAGUCUGGGAAAGAGUCCUCAGCGCCUACCAGAUUCCAGUCUCGGGGCUGCUUUGGUACAGCCAGGCAUUCCCAUGCCUUCCAGCUCCAUGGGGCCAUCUUGCCACUUUGUUGUGUCUGACCUAUCACCAUACACUCUCCCAGGAGGCAGCCCUCUCCUCUCCCCAUUCCGCUCUCCAUCCUGAAGUAGCCACAUGUCUGAUUGGGCAAGGUCUGAGUUCUUGGCCUGGUAGCCUGAAGUGUUAGAGGAGUGUGUGAGGAGUGUGUGUGUGUGUGUGUGUGUGUGUGUGUGUGUGUGUGUGUGUGUGUGUGUGUGUAUGCAAGUCGACAAUUUCCUAUUGGAAACUCUCCUAUUUAAGCUUUUUAUAAACAGGAUGUUUGUGGAGUUUGUGACUAGUCAAUCUCAAUGUAGAUGAGGGAGAAUACUCUGGAAUGUCUUCUGAGGCCAUGAACUUUGGCACUACCUGCAGGGAAGAGUGUGAGGCAGGUGGGAGAGAAGUAGCGGAGGAAUCCAGGGAGAAGGGACAGCCCUGAACAAGAUAGCCUUUGGGGGACUUUUCUCAAACACAUUUUGUGUCAGUCAACCUGUCUCUGGAUAGAAAACUUCCCCUCUCUCCAAGGUUCUGCUCAUUUCGGGGGGUGGGGGAGGGUUCUUUUUGUUUUAUUUUAUUUUAUUUUUUGGUUUUUAUUUCCAAUCCAUGUUUAAAGCAUUGUGUGAUUUUAUUUACUAGAACUAUAAAUUAUUCUAUAAUCAUUGAUUUUUCAACUGAGUAAGUAAGUAGCUGAGGCCCAUCUGUAGAGAUGGGGCUCAUAUCUUGUCCUUAGUGAAUUUUUGUAUAGCGAUCACAGUCAUUGUGGUAUUCAGCUCAUUUUAUUUAAUCUGAUUUAAAUUAAACAUUUCACUCAUCAUUGCCAA